GGGAGACGUGAAGGUGUGAAGAUGAAUGAAGAUGGGUAAGUUAUUAGUAGUGGUGCUGGAGGACCGAUUAGAUUAGGGUACUGUAGGUACCCAAGGUACUCAAGCUAGCGCCGGCAGCUGCUGUGGCAGUGCCCUGGCAGAUGCUUAGCCUCAUAGGUACCUAUCCUUACAGCUAGGUAGGUACCAGGUAGCUAUCAACAUGCUACGGUAGCAGGAAAAUAAAAAUAGUACCUACCUAGCUGUCGUGACCGAGCUUGGCUCAACAUCUUCCUCUUCGUCGUCGCGGCAGCACUGUUACAGCAGCACGCCAAGCACGAUUCCACGCCGGCCCUCGUACCGAAUACUAUGCAGCCAUGACGAAGCCUCCAGCAAACACGGCCCGGGGCCGUGACGAGAACCCAUCCGCCCACGCCUCGCCGCCGCCGCCGCCGCCGAUCACGACCACGACCACGACCACGACCACCUCCCCUCGACACGGGUCCGCCGCCGUCCGCGGCGCCUCCCUGCUCAUCGUCCUGCAGAUAGCGUCGCGCGCCGUCACCUUCGUCGCCAACCAGCUGCUCCUGCGCUUCCUCACCGCCCAGCUCCUCGGCAUCUCCACCCAGCUCGAGGUCUACUACCUCUCCGUCCUGUUCUUCGCCCGCGAGAGCCUGCGCGUCGCCAUCCAGCGGCAGGACAGCCGCCCCCCCGCCGCGCCCGCCAGCGCCCACGAGAAGACGUCGGAUCAUGCCGCCGCCGCCGCGGCCGCGAGCGCCCGCGAUAGCCAAUCCGUCGUCAACAUCGCGCACCUCUCGCUCCUCCUCGGCCUCGGCGCCGCGCUGGGCUUCGGCUGGGCCUACCUGCGCUACGUCGACGCCGCCACGGCUGCGACCCCGCACCUCGGGGCCGCGCUCCGCAUCUACGGGCUCGCCGCCGUCGUCGAGCUGCUCUCGGAGCCGGCCUUCGUCAUCCUGCAGUACCGGCUGCGGUUCGGGCCGCGGGCGGCCGCCGAGUCCGUCGCCACAUUCGCGCGGUGCCUCGUGACGUUCGGCACCGCCAGCUGGGCGUCGCGGCGGGCCGUGGACCUCGGCGUGCUGCCCUUCGCCUUCGGCCAGCUCGCCUACGGCACCGGCCUCCUCGCCGUCUACGCGUGGUACGGCGCGCAGCUCGCGUCUGCCGAGCGCUUCUCCCUCCUCCCGAAACGAAGCGCCCCGCUACGGCAGCAGCGGCCGCCGAAGGAGAGAGGCGAGGAGCAUGAGGAGGAAAAUAACCGAGCAGAGGGGCCCGGGCUCGCUCGCGACACCGACUACGCGCUCGGAUACUUCUACAAGCCCACCUUGCAGCUCGCGUCAAGCCUGACGGCUCAGUCGUUCGUCAAGCACCUGCUCACCCAGGGCGACACCUUCCUGGUCUCUGUGCUCUCCGACGCCAGGUCCCAGGGCAUAUACGCGCUGGCCAACAACUACGGGGGCCUGCUCGCGCGCCUGGUCUUCCAGCCCAUCGAGGAGAGCAGCCGGAACUACUUCAGCAAGCUGCUGUCCUCGGCCGCCGCCUCGCCCGACCGGCGGGCCGUCGCCCGGGCCCGGGCCGACCUGCAGGCGCUGCUCAGGUUCUACCUGCUGCUCGGCGCGGCCGUGGUCGCCGUUGGGCCCUACGCGGCGCCGCUGCUGGUCCAGGUGGUCGCCGGCGCGCGGUGGUCGGCCAGCGGCGCCGGCGCCGUGCUGGCGCGGUACUGCCUGUACGUCCCGCUGCUGGCCGUCAACGGCGUCGCCGAGGCCUUUGUCGCCUCCGUCGCCACCGACGCCCAGGUCCACCGCCAGAGCCUGUGGAUGGGCGCCUUCAGCCUCGCCUUCGGCCUCGCCGGCUUCGUCUCCCUCCGCGUCCUCGGCCUCGGCGCCGCCGGCCUCGUCUACGCCAACGCCAUCAACAUGCUCUGCCGCAUCCUCUGGAGCGCCGCCUUCAUCGCCGACUACUUCCGGAGGCACGGCGCCGAGUUCGGCUGGAGCGGCGUCGCGCCCAGCGGCACCGCCGUCCUGGUGCCCGCCACCGCCGCCGUCUGGGCCGUGCUGGCCAGGGCCGGCAUCUCCGUCGGGGCCGUCUCGCCGCACGUCUUCAGGGAUCUAAUCACGGUGGGAAGCGUAGCGGUGCCGUACGCGGCUGUCAUCGCCUACACCGAACGCAAGUAUCUACUAGACGCCUAUCGCUCUGUACGUAGUGGCGGCCGAAUGAUAGGAUAAUUAUCGCAGCGAAUACCACAACCCGCUUUGCCGGACCCAGCACUUCUUAGCCCGCACUGCUUAAUCAUCAAACGUAAUCUUUGUGCCUUUCUUCGUCAUGUCGACGUCUUUGAAAAAGGCGCCGUACGUGCCAUGCGCCUUCUUCUUGACAGUGGUCCCGAACUUCAGAAGGUCCUCCGGCACUGGCUGCCCGGCGGCCUUUAGA
Molecule: messenger RNA, 2421 nt
Organism: Durotheca rogersii
Lineage: Eukaryota; Fungi; Ascomycota; Sordariomycetes; Xylariales; Xylariaceae
Product: Rft-1-domain-containing protein
Exons: 3
Coding region: 354-2216 (620 amino acids)
Biological process (GO): dolichol-linked oligosaccharide biosynthetic process; glycolipid translocation
Cellular component (GO): endoplasmic reticulum membrane
Source: RefSeq, a predicted model, not a curated record